GAAAAUACAUGCGACGUAUCUAGCUGACGAAACGUGGCUGCAAAAGUAACUGCAUAAUAUUUGCAUAUUCAUUGACGGUUGAGACCAUAUUGCGUCAUUGGCAGAAGACUCGGGUGGACAACACGUGACUUACUAUAAUCAAUUCGCCGAAAAUUAUUGUAUUGGACGUCGAACAUUUAAAAAAACUGGUUAUGAAAUGGAGAGGUCCAUUCCUUCAUUAAGCAUUGCCCAAAAUGUGGAAUCAGUAACGGUAUGUAAAGUCUUUAAGAAGUUAAGUUUAUAAUCUAUACACUCAGACAUGUGGUAGAUACUUUGGUCUUAAAGUUUCUAUAACAAUAAAGUCUGUAUGGCUACAGAAACUGAUACUUUUUUCAAAGUAUAUUCGUAAAAUAUAUCCUCUUUUCAUUAAUAUAACAAACGUCUGACCUAAUAAUCUUGAGUUGUAUUAAGCUUUCUCAAAGUGCUAAAUGGUCGUAAACGAUAUAAAUACAAUGCCAAUCGUUUCCUGUCACAUAUAAAAUUAAUUUACAAAAUGAAAAAGCGUUUUUUCAACCGCCUAGUUUAAUCAACUUUUGCUUUCGCAGGCUAUAGACUUUUUCAAUGAUCUUAAACGUAGUCCGGAUGGCUGGAAGUUAUGCUUACAAGGCCUUAAUAGUCCUGAAUAUGAGUCGUAAGUACUUUACCCUUCAAUUUCAACAUUUCCAUAAUAUUUUACGUUUGUUUUUAGAAAUCAUCAGGUGAAAUUUUUUUGUCUACAAGUUCUUGAACACUUCUUAAAGUCAGCUUAUUCAAAGACAAGCACUAAAGAUGAUUUUAUAAUUAUUCAAAACCAAAUAUUAUCCUGGUUUCAAAAUCAGAAUGGUCAUCAGAACCCUACAUUUUUAAGGAAUAAACAAGCCCAAAUCAUCGCCCUUGCAUUUAUAACUGACUACCCAGCCAGAUGGCCAACAUUUUUUCAGGAUAUGCUACAGAGAAGUGAUUCAUCCAAAGCAGUUGAUUUAUAUCUCAAAUCACUAUUGGCUGUGCAUUCCGAAGUUGUUGAUAGGGACAUAGCAAGAUCUAAUGCCGAAAUGCAAAGGAAUACAGUAAUUAAGGACAAUAUGAGAAUGAACACUGUACCUGUUUUAGUCAACUCUUGGUAUGAAAUAUUGAGAAUGGAUAAUGUUGAUUCCCAAAUUGUUUGCCAGUGCCUGGACGUUAUCGGAAGUUACAUAUCUUGGAUCGAUAUUGACUUAAUCGCUAACGAUAGAUUUGUACCAAUCAUUUUACAAUGUUUAGGAGAUGACCUAAAGAGGGAAAGUGCCUGCGAUUGCUUAAGAGAGAUAGUUUUGAAGGGAAUGCAGCCCUUAAGCAAACUGAAACUAAUUGACUCCUUGACAGAAGUUCUUGAUAGUUUAGGUGUAUUCACUACCCCACCUCAAGGAGAUGACGUGAUCGAUUUUCUAGCCAAGUUGGCUAAACUGUUAAAUGCUGUUGGAUUAGAGGUUUUAGCCGCAUAUACUACUCUAGUAAAAGCUAAUGAUAUAGAUGGUGCAGCUUUGGCCCUUAAAAGUUUGGAAGAUAAGAUUUCAAAAAUGUUUCCAUUCAUCGCUCAUGAAGUUGACGAUGUUUCCGGUGCUGUUUGUCCUCUUGCUCAAGAAUAUGUUGCUCUAUUAAAAACUGUUAAUCCUCAAAUUCAAGAACAACAUUCACACAUCGUUAAAACCCUCUUAUAUACCUGCAUAAAACGUAUGAAAUUUGAUCAAGAUUAUGAUUGGGAUGUAGAAGGAGAGGAAGAGGCCAUAUUUCAAGAUUACAGAAGAAGAUUACGAAAUGUUGUUUUGCACAUUGGGAGCUACAAGCCUGAAACAAUAUUGGAGGUUACAACAGCUCUAUUUCAUGAAAAUCUUCUUAAAUGGAAAGAAAAAAAUGUAUUAGAUGUAGAAUUGGCAUUAUAUAUAUUCUACGCCCUGCUAGAAUGCUUACCUAGUAACCUUAUUCAACAGACUUUUGAUCCUGACAGAUCAAAAUCAGCAGGUCCACUACAGCAGCUAGCUCUUACGGUUGUUGAAUCGGAUGUAUUUGUUUGCGACCAUCCGGCUGUUUCGUUAUUGUAUUAUGAAUCUGUUGCCCGCUACGACAAGCUCUUAACUGUUAUACCUGAACAAAUUCCAAUUGCUUUAAAAGCUUUUCUUUAUGGUGUGAAAACACAUCCUAAUCCUAAAGUUCGUACCAGAGUUGCUUAUUUAUUGACAAGAUUGGUUAAAAGUAUUAACAAAUCGCUAUUAGUGCCCUAUGUUGAUAAUCUUCUUGCUAGCUUAACCCAAGAUUUAAGUCAGCAAGAUAGUGAUGCUCUUUUUGUUUAUGAAGCUUGUGGUUUGUUAAUUAUUCAAUCUGUCCAACCUUUGGAAAAGAAAAAUGAAUUACUUAAGGAAUUACUAUCACCACGCCUUCAUGAUGUUAAUCUAUAUAUUCAAAGAACUUUGUCCGCUGCAGCUGCAGAGGAGCAAGCUACUUAUGGCAAGGCGGCUGUUCAUUCCCUACUCUGUAUUGUUAGAACAUCUAAAGGUUUUUCGGAAAAAUGUAAUAUGAAAGCAACGAAAUGUGAUGAGGUUUACACCCACGUUUUGAAAACUGUUUUAACUGCUUUAGAUACUAUUCAACUACCGUUUCCGAUUGUUGUUCAUGAGAUAUUUAGUGCUGUUCGACAGCUCCUUCACAGAAUGAUUGUCUGUUUAGAAGAUAGUGUUCUACCGUUCGUCGUGCCCCUUUUGAAGAAGCUUGUUGAGGGUGGCGAUGUUCGAGAGCUCCAUGAUGUCAUGGCUCUCUGCUCUCAGCUAGUAACGAAAUUUAAGGAGCGGGUGACACCUCUAUUCAACGAAGCACUCAUGCCCCUAACCAGCGCGGUCCUGAAUACACUUGAGAGUCCACCAGAGGCUGCUACCGAUGAUGAACGCAAAGUUUUAAGACGAUCGCAUCUUAACUUCGUGCUAGUAUUGGCCACUCACUCUGACUUCAAGCAUCUUCUCAGCGUUCAGGCAAAUGAUGCUGUUGAAAACCUCUUAAGCUACAUUGUGAAAACAGCAAUGAAUCCUGAAAACGGGCCCCAAGCUCAGAAGAUAUCUUUCUGUAUACUUAAAAAAUUUAUGGAAACUCUAAUAGGAAAUACUAAUAUAGAAAUAGUACAGCAGUUAGUUAUACGGCCAUGUUUUGAAGCACCUCUAUGCGAAGGCUUCAAUCUGAGUGACGCCCAGACUGUUCUGGCGUUAACUGAGGCAGGACAAUGUGCUAAGACUGCCGUACGAAUUCUACCCGACCUACUCCCUUAUUUAAGGGACACAUAUCUACCCAAUUUGGGCCUGUCUGAUAGACAAGCAAAAUCUUUGUGUGAUGCAUUAACUUUAGAAGAUCCAAAAAUGUUCAAAACAGUUUUUCGUGAUUUUUUCAUUAAUGCUAGAUUCCAAGGGCGGUAGCACCAGUGAAAAUUUGAUACUAUAUACAAAUAUAUUGUAAAAAUUUUAUCUCUGAAACUUUGAAACUAUGAUAUAAUUGAGAAAUUAUAGAGAUAUAUAUGUGUAGACAACUGUACACUUAUAAUUUAAUACAUUAAAAGUUAUCUAUCGAAA
Molecule: messenger RNA, 3605 nt
Organism: Dimorphilus gyrociliatus
Lineage: Eukaryota; Metazoa; Annelida; Polychaeta; Dinophilidae
Source: the annotation of a GenBank genome assembly